Molecule: messenger RNA, 4125 nt
Organism: Hylaeus volcanicus
Lineage: Eukaryota; Metazoa; Arthropoda; Insecta; Hymenoptera; Colletidae
Gene: nes
Product: lysophospholipid acyltransferase 5
Exons: 9
Coding region: 515-1810 (431 amino acids)
Biological process (GO): phosphatidylcholine biosynthetic process; lipid modification
Cellular component (GO): membrane
Molecular function (GO): lysophospholipid acyltransferase activity; 1-acylglycerophosphocholine O-acyltransferase activity
Source: RefSeq, a predicted model, not a curated record
AUCUAUGUAUAACGAUUUUUAUCGUUACCGAUUUCAAUCAUCUGUUUAACUGCAUCAUUGAUAUUCCCCUUAUCAAUUUUCUAAGAGAAUUCUUUUCUUAUUUACGUUAAUCGAGUGUCUUUCAGAACACUUUGUGCAGCCGUUAUGCAAACUUUUAAUUCUAUUUAUCAUUGACUUUUUAGUAUUAAUGUUUGGUAGCCUCAGUGAUGAAAGGUUAUAGUGUUGCUCGGAAUAAUUGCAAACUUGUUUAUUAAGAAUUCGUUCAUAGAAGGAGAAUUCAAUGGGAACGUUAUAGGAUUUAUUCAAUAAGUUGAGAGAUUGAAUUAGAACUUUCUAAUCUAUAUAGAAGAAUAAUUUUGAUGGAAAAAUCAACAAUGAUUAGCAGUGUGCUAUCGAGUAUCUCAGGCGCUGUAAAUGCAUCUGAGGACGCACUUCGUCUUAUUAUUUCCAUUUUCCUUGUUUACUAUGACAGUUAUGAGUCUUAGGAUUACCCAUCGCCCUUCUUCACAGGUACAUGUUAUAUGGAAAGACUCCAGUUUAUCAGCAUUUAUAUUUCAUAACUUGUGGGGUUUUAACCUGCUACUGGAAUUUUGGAUUUGAUACGGUUCAUUCAACAGUAGCAUUAUGCUUCACAUAUUUUAUCUUGAAACUUCUUGGUGGUACUUCCGCAUCAGUUUUUAUCACUCUUGUCUUCAACAUGAGCUAUCUUUUAUAUGGAUAUUAUGCGACAAGUACAAGUGAUUACGACAUAAAAUGGACUAUGCCCCAAUGCGUGUUAACUCUACGAUUAAUUGGUCUCGCGUUCAAUGUAUUGGACGGAAGAAAAUCCGAAGACAAGCUGUCUGCUUCGCAAAGAAAAGUGGCUUUGAAAGAGAAGCCAACAUUUUUGGAAAUUGCAGCAUAUAUGUAUUUUCCAGGGUCAUUUCUAGUCGGGCCACAAUUCAGUAUGAAAAGAUAUCUGGAUUACGUAAAUGGACGACUUAUGGAUGACAAUUCUAAGAGAAACCCUACUGAAUUACCGGAUUGCGUUGUUCCUGGUAUUUCUCGAAUGGGCGUUGGAAUUCUAUACAUGGCGCUUUACCAAUUAGGAUCCUCGUACAUCUCGGAUCAGUAUCUUCUAGGUUUAGAAUUCCGGAAACAAUCCUUCUUAAAGCGUCUUCUGCUUCUUGGAAUUUGGGGGCAAAUAAAUCUUUAUAAAUAUAUUUGCUGUUGGCUUCUCACUGAAGGGGUCUGCACAACCUUUGGUCUAACAUACAGUGGUAAAGAUGACAAAGGUCAACCUCUUUGGAAUGGUUGUGAAAACGUGAAACUGUUAACUUUUGAAACAGCAAAUCGAUUUAAUCAUUAUAUCAUGUCAUUUAAUAUAAACACCAAUACUUGGUCUGCCGAGUACGUUUAUAAGAGGGUGAAAUUUCUGGGAUCAAAACUGUAUAGCCAAUUUAUCACGUUACUCUUUCUGGCAGUGUGGCAUGGAUUACAUUCGGGAUAUUAUGUAUGUUUCUUCCUUGAGUUUAUCAUCAUGUACGCUGAGAGAGAUUUGACUGCGAUGCUGGAGAAACAGGAGAAGCUGCAGAGUUUAUUAAAAGCCCAUCGCGAACUUCGGAUCCUGUUUUGGAUACUUACAAAAAUUUAUACAUUUGUUUUCAUGGGUUAUUGUCUCGUUUGUUUCGUUUUAUUAUCAUUUUCUCGUUACCAUCAAGUUUAUUCUUCCGUUUACUACUGUGGUCACAUAAUUUAUCUGUCGUAUCCAAUUGUUUCUAUAUUAAUUAAGAAAUUCCUUCUUAAAAAGGCUUCCAGGAAAUCGGAGUAAAUAGGCGAAUUUUUAAGGGACUAAUAUGUGAUAACUUUUUUUCUCGAUUGUUUUGUUAAGGCAGAAUUUUUCGUGUGUGAAAAGUAAACAAAUUGUAUAGGUAUAAGAAACAUUUACAUAUUAUGUUUUUAGACGAUGAAUAAUAAUUUUUUAUAUAGUUAGAGAGUAAUAAACACUUGCAAUUUACGUACAAAUAGGAACGAUUUUUAGUUGGGUUAUUUUCUAGUAGGUUUUCAAAAUUCUUAACUGGGUUUCCUUUGGACAAAAAAUAUGUUCACCAAUUUCUUCCAGCGCUUGCUCAUGAUUUAAAUUUGCUUCUUUUAACUAUGAAUUUAUUAACUUUAAAAUGAAAUUAGUUGAAGCAACUCUUAUACCCUUUAACGAUACGUUCUAAUUACUUAUCACACUGUUUAAUUUUGAGGACACAUUUUUGAUUUGACAAUACGUAGUGUGUCAAAUCAAUGGGGCUUACUACUUAAGGGAAGACGGCAAUAUAUUUCAUUAACCAAUUAUCACAGAUUAAACCAAUCAUACAUGAUGCCAAUAAUUAUGACUAUUUAUUCACGAUUGGAAUACAUUCAAUGUCACUAUAUCAUUGUGUAAAGCUUAAAUUGGCGAUCGUAAUCACUUUUCCUGGUUAAAAUGUAACGCUUCUUGUUUAAUUCUUGCAAAGCAAUCAGGAGAAUAUUUAUUGCGGCGAAGCUUUAUAAAAAAUUUUUUACUAUAAGGAAAGAGUACAUAUUUUUUUUAAAUAUAAUUUGAGGAGUGCAAAUUUCCUCAAUCUAUUUACUAAAUAUGCAGCAUUAAGAAGUUGAAAUAUGAAAAAAAUGUGAUAGCGGCUGUGCAAACUAACUACAUAUAACGAUUAUAAAAACAUAAACACAUUCUGUGUAUGGGAUAUUCGACGUUGCAUAUGCUUAACAAUGUAUAGACUAUUCCAUAAAAAUGAUCGUUCUUUGUACAAGACUGUUAAACGAAAGCGACCAAAUUUUGUUGUCAUCAAGAUAUUAUACUGAAAAGUACAAAAGAAUUUUAAAGUUGGUCUAAAACAAACAAUAAGACAUUAGUUAACAAGCAUAAAGAAUUUCUCGGCGUAAUACGCUGUUGACUUUGAAACUUACCUCUUACGCAGCUCUUCUUUUCUACACUCUUUGCUUUCUUACCAGUAAGUUCCUAUUGAUAAACAUUAAAUUUUUAUAUAUUAAUAUAUUUUUAUAUAUACACGAUAUUUGACUUUUAAAUCUGAGAAUCGAAGAGAAAGUGGAGAAACAGGAAUCGAGAAAUUCUUUCUGUUCGGUUGAAAAAGCGAAUUGAUCGAGUUCCUUUCGAGCUAAAUUAAGUAAUAAAGAAAUUCUACAAAAGUACAAACACUUUUAUUAAAAUAUACAUACAAUAGUUACAAUCAUUUUCACGUGUUAAUCAGGUGAUUGAGAAUAUCACAUUACUAUGCUUCCUGGUAACUCUGCUUGCUAGUGUUCAUAUCCAAGAACAUAAAUGUUGAAUCGAAGUCAUAUUCUUUAAUUAAUUUCAAUGUAUAUCGAAAUGACAAUAGGGAGUGAAUUUAAGCCAAAUAUGUAUGUUUAUACGGUUUCCCUGGUGUACAAUGUUUCCCAAUGAACUUCGCAAGUAUAGUUAAUUAGUACCAAAAGAUACUUUCAUUAAUUUACAAAUUUACAAGGUUAACAUAGGCACAGUGUCUAAAUCUAGUUGUUGGUAUAGAUUAAUAUUUUUGAAAUUUUCUAAAAUUGCAUCUGAGCAACUAUUUCCAGCAAAAUCUCCAUGAUUAGAGAUUCAGACGUGUUGAGUGUUGUAUUAUGUGCGACAGACUAUUUAGUAGGGACCUCCUGGGUUUGAUGACGGCGGGCCAUAGUUAUCCGAUGGAGGCGAUUGUGGAGGAGGUCCGUACUCUGCAUUCUGCUGUGCUUCUUUCUGUAAAUUAAGAUAAAUAUAUUUAAUAACCGUUUAAACAUAUUUUGAGAGUAAAAUGUUACAUAUAUCUAGCGAGAAACACAAAUUCGUUAUAUUUGUACGACUUAUACAUUGACUUAUACAUUGUGCGACUUCAUUAAAAAAUUCUCGAAUCUUUUUUUAAAUAAUGAUUCGAAAGAUAAUGAAAACAAUUGUACGUAUAUAUGAUUAGCGAGUAAGAAAUCAAAUUUUGUAAUCUAAAAAUUGUUAUGUGAUGUUAUAUUGUUUGUGUUGAAAUAUUCGUCCACGCGUUAGGUAAAAUAUUUAACAUGGUUAUGACUUUUGUGUAUUUUAUAUAAAAUGUAUGCAUGUUGUGCAGUUAACAUAAAUACAGUUUUCAUUCAAGA